CAGCUGCCAACAGAUGAGUACUGGAAUGGAUUCAAGCCACACUACUUGCUGGAACUUGAGAGUUUGUGAUGGCCUGAGCUUUCCCAACCACAGUGUAUGGACCUCAAGAUGCUGUCUGAAGACUGUGAAUAUCUUUGCUGUUUCUGCACCAACAAACCUUACAUUAAGGAAAGAUGAUAAAACAGAACACGGAGUUCACCAAGCAAUGAUUUCAGGAAGAAAUGUAGUUAAUAUUUUUCCCAGCAGAUGUGGCUGUUGGACCAGAAAAGGCUCAAGUUUGUUGUGGAAUAUUGAAAGUAGGAAAAAGAUCCUCUUCAUUCUGAUACUGGCAAAUGAUCUGAUGAAAUGUAAAACUGGAGCAUUUAUUACAUGGAGUCAGUGGGAGACCUUUACAAACUGGACUUUGAUGAAGAUGAUGAGUGGCCAGUCCUGCCUCAGAGUCUCCUCUGAUCUGUGGGGGCCUGGGCUGCUCCACAGAAUGGUCCCAUGCCUCGACACUGAUUUAUCAUCCACCAUGACCCCAAGCUCAUGGAUGAGGAAGGAAUACCUAUGGCUGCUACCAUCCCUGCCCCUCUGGCUUCAGAAAAAUCACCAAGCUUGGAGCAUGACUGCCCCAGGAAGGAGGAGAAGCAACUGCAUUGCUCUGCUCAACACAUGGCAGCUUGCUCCUCUCCUCUCCAGAGAACAUUGAUCUUCAAGGCCACACAUGAUUAAAGGAGUGGGAGACAUUCCCUGGAAUUAGCUGUUCCCUCUUUCUUUUUCCUGCUUAAGACAUCCUGCCAUGUGGGGACCCCACCUCCCUUCACUGCGGGUGCUCAAGGCACAAGAAAGGACUUUGUCUUCUGCCUGGGGAGGUACAGAAGGCAGCUGCUAUAGGAAGGGCAGGA
Molecule: messenger RNA, 887 nt
Organism: Camarhynchus parvulus
Lineage: Eukaryota; Metazoa; Chordata; Aves; Passeriformes; Thraupidae
Exons: 5
Coding region: 14-691 (225 amino acids)
Source: RefSeq, a predicted model, not a curated record